UGUGAAUAGAGAAAUCAAGAGGCCCUCAACCCACAGUGAGUGGAGAAAGAAGUGAAUGAGCCUGUAAAAGAUCUAGUGACUUUGUUGCAGUCCAGUCUGUCUGCACGUGAAGAUGAGAAGAUGGAUAAACCAACUGGGGAAGGAGACAAUACUAAUAACGGAGCGGCAUGUGGUCUUUGUUCUACUCAACAGUUGAGGAGAUGCUACUUUUCACGGUGGAUAUCACCAAAGCUGUAAAAUCUAGUACUUAGAAAACGAGGAUUUCUGCCAUUGCCAAAUAUUGAUCUCUCUGUCUCCCUCUGUGUUGUAUGCCAUUCAAUGCAGACGCGUAGGAUGAUAAGAUUUGUUGGGGCGUGUUAAUUUGCUUGGUAAUUACUAAUUAGUACGUGAGCUUAUCCAAGAAAUAGAAGUGAAUAAGUCAAGUGUCUGUUCUUGUGUUCUCUGCUGGGAGCUAAGCUAUAAGAAACGGUGCCCUCCCUCUCACGGUACAGAGCAAGUCGGUUUAGUGGGUCAUCAGAUGAUUUGAAGUGAAAAAAAUGAAUUAGUGAAGUGGGUAUAGUGUAAGAUACUCAGAUUUAGCUCUUCAGGAGGGGACCUGCUCUGUGAUUGUUGCUUCUGGAGCACAUCUCUAUUCUCUGGUUUCAGUAUUUUGCCCUGUCUUGGCAGUGAUUGUCAUGCACAGAAUGGGUAACAAAGGAUCAGGUGUAUCACUAUAUUUUCUAAUCUGGACGCUGGUCACACUGGGAGCAAAUGGAUUCAAUGUGGGGAUUACUUAUCUUCAAAGUGCUGUAGCAAAGGGAGCUGUUUGCUUGGAUGGGAGCCCACCAGCAUACCACAUGUCUCCAGGAUUUGGUGCUGGAGUUAACAAUUGGCUGGUUUUCUUUGAGGGAGGAUCAUGGUGUAACAAUGUCACGAGUUGCCUUGCCCGCAAGAACACUCGUUUAGGAUCUUCUAAACAAAUGACCAAGGAAGUUUCGUUCUCUGGAAUUCUGAGCAACAAGGAAAAAUUUAACCCAGAUUUCUAUAACUGGAACAAGAUCAAGGUUCGAUACUGUGAUGGAUCAUCAUUCACUGGAGAUGUGGAAGCAGUAAAUCCGGCGACCAACCUGCACUUCAGAGGGCAAAGAAUUUUUCUUGCUGUUAUAGAGGACCUUCUAGCGAAAGGGAUGAAAAAUGCCAAAAAUGCUCUUCUUACGGGUUGUUCGGCUGGUGGUUUAACUGCCAUUCUCCAUUGCGAUAGGUUCCGUACACUUCUACCUGCGAGUACCAAAGUAAAAUGCAUGGCUGAUGCUGGGUUUUUUAUCAAUGCGAAGUCUGUUGCUGGAACAAGCCACAUACAAGCCUUCUAUAAUGAUGUGGUGGCAACCCAUCAAUCAGCAAAGAAUUUGCCUGCAUCCUGCACUUCAAGAUUUAAUCCGGGUUUGUGUUUUUUCCCCCAAUAUGUGGCACCACAGAUCAGCACACCACUUUUUAUAUUGAACGCAGCUUAUGAUUCAUGGCAGGUAAAGAACAUUUUGGCACCUGGUGUUGCUGAUCCCCAUGGCACUUGGCACGACUGCAAGCUUGAUAUAACUAAGUGUUCAUCCAGUCAACUUCAAAUCAUGCAAGGUUUUAGGAUGGAGUUUCUAAGUACAUUGACAAGAUUGAUGGGCUCUCCCACAAAGGCCCUGUUCAUAAAUUCUUGCUAUUCCCAUUGCCAAACAGGAACACAGGAGACAUGGUUGAGGGAUGACUCCCCUGUUCUUGAUAAAACGUCAAUUUCCAAGGCAGUGGGAGACUGGUAUUUUGACAGGAGUGGUUUCCAGAAGAUUGAUUGUCCAUAUCCUUGCGACAAAUCUUGCCACAACCGUGUUUUCGACUCAGAUGAGCUCUCUGAAUAGCUGAGAGUUGCCAUGUACUGGUUGGGUAACUUAUCAUUGCUACAGAUGAAUCAGGCUCAAUUAAAAAACUAGUCAAAUGGUUAUUGGCAGAAUAAUCUGAGACUACAAAUCUAUACUCAAGGGGUUGGUGGUCUGGAUCAUUUUAUUAUGUAGUACUGCAAUAAAAUCAAAUGAUUUUAAUAUAUGCUAAUGAGUUUGUUUAGUGUUUAUUGUAUUACAUAUUUAUAUACAAAGUGAAUGAGCAUGAACAAUGGAGAACAA
This is a messenger RNA of Nelumbo nucifera (sacred lotus), 2141 nucleotides long. Its product is annotated as pectin acetylesterase 8-like. Gene Ontology annotation, molecular function: pectin acetylesterase activity. Gene Ontology annotation, biological process: cell wall organization. Lineage: Eukaryota; Viridiplantae; Streptophyta; Magnoliopsida; Proteales; Nelumbonaceae. Gene Ontology annotation, cellular component: plant-type cell wall. The record is from RefSeq and is a predicted model, not a curated record.